CUAUGGGAAGGAGGUUGACAUCACGCGCCAAUCGGCAUGGCUUUUAGAGAAAGAGGCUCCCUUUUUGAAUUGGUUGUGGCUGACACCCGCGAGGAAUGGCGGUACCAGUAAGGGGGAUCAGUGCUUGAACAGGUGGACUUCCGAGGCGUUUUUUGAGAGUGCCAACGUAGAAGAGUACUAACAAUGGCUGACAGUAGUGUAUUAACAUCUACUACUGGGAGGACAAGCUUGGCAGACUCCUCUAUUUUUGAUUCUAAAGUUACUGAAAUUUCUAAGGAAAAUGUAGUUAUUCGAUCUGCUUCAUAUGUUGAAGAAGAAAUGCCUCAAAUUGAAACGAGACUGAUAUUGGUUCAGGAAGCUGGAAAACAAGAAGAACUUAUAAAAGCUUUAAAGACUAUUAAAAUAAUGGAAGUCCCUGUUAUAAAGAUAAGAGAAAGUUGUCCUGGAAAGUCGGAUGAAAAAUUAAUAAAAAGUGUUGUUAAUAUGGAAAUUAAAGUGCCCUUUGUAAAGAUGGAAUCACUGGAAGAAUUUGAAAGUUUGGAUUCUCCAGAAUUUGAAAAUGUAUUCAUAGUCAUGAACUUCCAGGAUUCUGUUUUUAAUGAGUUACACAAGACUGAUUAUAGAAUUAUUGGACCACCAGUUAUCUUAAACUGUGCCCAAAAAGGAGAGCCUUUGCCUUUUUCAUGUCGUCCACUCUAUUGUACAAGCAUGAUGAAUCUAGUACUAUGCUUUACUGGAUUUAGGAAAAAAGAAGAACUAGUCAGAUUGGUGACAUUGGUUCAUCACAUGGGUGGAGUUAUUCGAAAAGACUUUAAUUCAAAAGUUACACAUUUGGUGGCAAAUUGUACACAAGGAGAAAAAUUCAGGAUUGCUGUGAGCCUGGGCACUCCAAUUAUGAAGUCAGAAUGGAUUUAUAAAGCUUGGGAAAGGCGGAAUGAACAGGAUUUCUGUGCAUCAGUUGAUGACUUCAGAAAUGAAUUUAAAGUUCCUCCAUUUCAAGAUUGCAUUUUAAGUUUCUUGGGAUUUUCGGAUGAAGAAAAAACCAAUAUGGAAGAAAUGACUAAAAUGCAAGGAGGUAACUAUUUACCCAUUGGAGAUGAAAGAUGCACUCACCUUGUAGUUGAAGAGAAUGUAGUAAAAGAACUUCCAUUUGAACCUUCGAAGAAACUUUAUGUUGUCAAGCAGGAGUGGUUCUGGGGAAGCAUUCAAAUGGAUGCCCGAGCUGGAGAAACUAUGUAUUUAUAUGAAAAGGCUAAUACUCCUGAGCUCAAGAAAUCAGUGUCACUGCUUUCUCUAAAUACCCCAAACAGCAAUCGCAAAAGACGUCGUUUAAAAGAGACACUUGCUCAGCUUUCAAGAGAGACAGACAUGUCACCUUUUCCUCCCCGUAAGCGCCCAUCAGCUGAACAUUCCCUUUCUAUAGGGUCACUCCUAGAUAUCUCCAACACACCAGAGUCUAGCAUUAACUAUGGAGAAACACCAAAGUCUUGUACUAAGUCUUCUAAAAAUUCUACUCCGGUUCCUUCGAAGCAGUCAGCCAGGUGGCAAGUUGCAAAAGAACUUUAUCAAACUGAAAGUAAUUAUGUAAAUAUAUUGGCCACAAUUAUUCAGUUAUUUCAAGUACCAUUGGAAGAGGAAGGACAACGUGGUGGGCCUAUCCUUGCACCAGAAGAGAUUAAGACUAUUUUUGGUAGUAUCCCUGAUAUCUUUGAUGUGCACACAAAGAUAAAGGAUGAUCUUGAAGACCUUAUUGUUAAUUGGGAUGAGAGCAAAAGCAUUGGUGACAUCUUUCUUAAAUAUUCAAAAGAUUUGGUAAAAACCUACCCUCCCUUUGUAAACUUCUUUGAAAUGAGCAAGGAAACAAUUGUUAAAUGUGAAAAACAGAAACCAAGAUUUCAUGCUUUUCUGAAGAUAAACCAAGCUAAACCAGAAUGUGGACGGCAAAGCCUUGUUGAACUUCUCAUUCGACCGGUACAGAGGUUACCCAGUGUUGCGUUACUUUUAAAUGAUCUUAAGAAGCAUACAGCUGAAGAAAAUCCUGACAAAAGCACUCUAGAAAAAGCUAUUGGAUCACUAAAGGAAGUAAUGACCCAUAUUAAUGAAGAUAAGAGAAAAACGGAAGCCCAAAAGCAAAUUUUUGAUGUUGUUUAUGAAGUAGAUGGAUGCCCAGCUAAUCUUUUGUCUUCUCACCGAAGCUUAGUCCAACGAGUUGAAACAGUUUCUCUAGGUGAACACCCCUGUGACAGAGGAGAGCAAGUAACUCUCUUUCUCUUCAAUGACUGCCUGGAGAUAGCAAGAAAACGACACAAGGUUAUUGGCACUUUUAGGAGUCCUCCUGGCCAUACCCGACCCCCAGCUUCUCUUAAGCAUAUUCAUCUAAUGCCUCUUUCUCAGAUAAAGAAGGUACUGGACAUAAGAGAAACAGAAGAUUGCCAUAAUGCUUUUGCCUUGCUUGUGAGGCCACCAACAGAGCGGGCAAAUGUGCUGCUCAGUUUCCAGAUGACAUCAGAGGAACUUCCAAAAGAAAACUGGCUGAAGAUGCUAUGUCGACAUGUAGCCAAUACCAUUUGUAAAGCAGACGCUGAGAAUCUUAUUUACAGUGCUGAUCCAGAAUCCUUUGAAGUAAAUACUAAAGAUAUGGACAGUACGUUGAGUAGAGCAUCUAGAGCAAUAAAAAAGACUUCAAAAAAGGUUACAAGAGCAUUCUCUUUCUCAAAAACUCCAAAAAGAGCUCUGCGAAGGGCCCUUAUGACAUCCCAAAGCUCAGUGGAGGGAAGAAGUCCUUCCAGCAAUGACAAGCAUGUGAUGAGUCGUCUGUCUAGCACAUCAUCAUUAGCAGGUAUCCCAUCUCCCUCUCUUGUCAGCUUGCCUUCCUUCUUUGAAAGAAGAAGUCAUACUUUAAGCAGAUCUACAACUCAUUUGAUAUGAAACUUAAAAAAUCUUAAUUUAUGGCAACUUAUAAACACUUCAUACUCAAAUAAGAAACUGACUUAAAUGGUACUUGUCAUUAGCACUUGGUGAAAGCUGGAAAGAAUAUAGGUAACACUAAAACUAUGUCAUUUGAUUUUCUUCUUAAAAGAGUAAGGUUAACCUCUUAGAUAUUUGAGUUAAUUCAUGUAAAAAAUUAUAUUGAUUUUGAUGUAAUUUUUCUCUUUGCUCAAAUCCUUCAUUCAAAGACCAAUAAUUUAAGUUAUUCAUGAUAUUAGUAGCUUUGCAACUUGAUAAUAGUAAAUAAAUUUUAUUGGUGGAUGCCAAAUACUGCUGUGAAUCUCUCUGUAUAGUGUCCAUGAAUGAAUUUUUGGAAAUGCCUAUUUGUGUAUCUCAAUUUGUGAAGAAAUUAAGUGAUAUCACAGAAUGUACUAGAUAAAACCCCUGCACAGAUUUCUGGUUAGUAGUGGGGACUUGUUUCACAUGUGCUGUUUGAAGUAGUUAUUUAGCUGCUCCUGUUGCAAUUUAUUUUAUUCUCAAAUGUUGUCAAGAUCUAGAGUGUGGAUUUUAAAAGAUUUGCCCUUAUUAACAAGAAUAAUAGUUAAAGGAGAUGGUUCCAAAAUAUUUUUGCAGAUUGAGAUAAGAACAAAGAUUAAAAAAUAAUGUGUAUUUUGACAAACAUGGUAUUGGUGUAUACUUGUAACUUUUUCAGGGGCCAUAUAUUUUGGGUGAUUUUAGCCACUAGCAAAUCUUCAUUUAGUUUGAUAGUGUGAGGAAUUUUAUUUUGAAGGGUAAGACCAUGGGGAAAUUGUGGUAUAGACUGUUACACUCUUUAUGAAAUACUUCUAAAAUUGGCAUCAGUUUUACUAAUCUGCUAUAAAAUACAUAGAUAUGUGUAUGGUCUACCUUUUAUUUUGGUCCCAUAAUUAAAUGUAAAAUCAAAAUACAUUUAUUUGCUAUUGUAAAAUAUCUUUCAAACCCUGAUGUUAAUUUUCACAAUAAGUUUUUUUUUAUAGUCAGUGAUACAAAAUAAUCAAGUUUCUAUGAACAAAUGAAUUUUUAUUUCCUAUCUGUGUAGGGAGUACUGCAAACAUUUAACUGUCAUUUAACAAUUUUCAGUCAUCUGCUUUAAUACUUUAACUGACUAUAUAGAUUUUUUCUAUGCCACAUAUUUGCCAUUUUUAAAUAGUAAAUCACUCUUUAUUGAUAUAUUUUAAAAGCAGUUGUAUUAGUAAGAACUUUGUAAAUAAAUACUUAAAACUCAA
Molecule: messenger RNA, 4193 nt
Organism: Mirounga angustirostris (Northern elephant seal)
Lineage: Eukaryota; Metazoa; Chordata; Mammalia; Carnivora; Phocidae
Gene: ECT2
Product: epithelial cell transforming 2
Exons: 25
Coding region: 184-2928 (914 amino acids)
Biological process (GO): activation of GTPase activity; intracellular signal transduction; mitotic cytokinesis
Cellular component (GO): nucleus; cell cortex
Molecular function (GO): GTPase activator activity; guanyl-nucleotide exchange factor activity
Source: RefSeq, a predicted model, not a curated record